This is a messenger RNA of Tilletiopsis washingtonensis, 5543 nucleotides long. RefSeq lists its product as hypothetical. The transcript is spliced from 3 exons. NCBI's taxonomy places the organism in Eukaryota, Fungi, Basidiomycota, Exobasidiomycetes, Entylomatales. Gene Ontology annotation, molecular function: ATP binding; ATP-dependent chromatin remodeler activity; histone binding. Gene Ontology annotation, cellular component: Swr1 complex. The record is from RefSeq and is a predicted model, not a curated record. Bases 168 to 5543 code for a protein of 1791 amino acids.
AUCCUCCUCACACACCGCGCUGGUCAGCGGUCCGUCCUGGCCAGCUCCACCUCGCACGCGCACCCGCCAGCCUGGCGCUGAGCACCGGCGCACGUCCAGCCAGCCGCCCCGUGCGGCCGAGCUGCCGGCCCUCCUAGCGUGCUCAGACGCUCCGCCAGAGCGCCGGCAUGGCGUCCUCGUCCGACGCCGCUCGGGCCAGCAGCGAGGAUGCCUCGGCAGUCGCGUCCGACGCGGCGCAGUCGGCAGCGUCGGGCUCCAGGCCGGGCGCGCGUCGCGGCCGCCGCAGCGAGCUCGACGGCCUGAGCUUCGACAAUCCCGGCCCGCGCCUGCUGGCGUCGCUGCGCCUCGACGGCACCAGCUCGGGCUCAGAGGGCCGCAGAAGCCGCCGCAGCGCCUCGAGCGCCAGCACGAGCGCAGCGCCGACGCCGCGGCCUAGCUCGCCUCCGUCCGGCCUCGUGCCUCGCGCGGCUGCCGCAGCGGGCAGCACGCCGGGUGCCAAUGGCGCUCGCGCUGCAGACUGGACCGGUCGCGCGUCCGCUGCCAAGUACGGCAGCUCUUCGCGCGUCAGAGCUUACUCUGUGAGCCCGUCGCCCAUGUCGUCCGAGACCGAGGUCGAAGAGCAGGCAGCAGCGGGCGGCUCGAGCGUCCGGACCAACGGCCACGCCUCGCCGCCUGCGCCAAUUGCACUCACACGGCCUGCACGAGAACGUCGCCCUUCUCAUCGCACCCGCGACCUGGAGGACACACUCCUCUCGCCCACACGCCCACGCGCCACUUCGAGCGCCGGCGCCUCGCCUCGCAAGCGCCAGCGCGCUGGGCCCUCGGCGGCCAUGACGCUCGAGGACUUGCGCGGCAUGUGCGUGCGUGACGCGCAGCUGGACCUGGAGGGCGUGCACACGGAGCACGACACGCAUCUGCGCGAGCUAUUCCAUCUGGAGAAGUUCGUGACGUACAUCGGCUUCGAUCCUGAGGAGGCGGCACGCGACCGCAGCGCCGUCUGGCAGCAGUUCCAGGCGCUGCACGAUCUCGCUCUCAAGGAGCCGAGCGGCUCCACCUCUCGCGCCGGGCGCACCACACGUCGCAUCGUCUCGAGCCGCCUCGAGACGCUGGCGCUGCGCAAGCCAACGCCGACGCGCGCAAAGGGCUCAGACCAAGACGAGUCCUCUGCGCGCAAGUCGAAGGGCAAGGGUCGGCAGACAGACGAGGGCGCCUCGAGCUCGAAUGGCUGGCCGGACACGGCGGCCGACGACGCAUCAGAGCCACGCUCUCGGCAGCGUGCACCCCGCAGAAGCGCACCAGGCGACUCGUCCUCCGAGUCCGAGCCCGAAGAUUCGCACGCGAACUCGGACACGCCAUCUCGAGGUGGCAAGCGAUCCGGACCCUCAGCCAGCACGCUGUGGCGGCAGAAGCGAGCCGCCGAGCUUGCAGCCCGCGGCACGCCUCGGCGAGGGCCCGGCCGUCCGCGCAAGGCCGCACCGGGCCGCCACGUCUACCUCAAUCCUGCGCAGCUGCCUGCGCGGCCGCACUUCGCUGGCGACCUGCAGUCCUACUGGGACAGCUUCAACACGGCAGGCGGCAGCGCAGAGGGCUGGGAAGAGGUGCCGCACGAGCGACGAGCUGCAGCCGAGGAAGCCGCCAUCGCGACCUGGGUCUUGGCGGACCGGCUGCGCGGCGAAGGCGUCAUGUCGUCGUUUGGCAGCUCCGGCUCGGCGCUGCGGCCGGCUCGCGAGCCUGCGCGGCCAGAAGACGCCUACAGCGUCGUCGUGGCCGCUGCGGCCGCAAGAGCCUCGAAAAUGCGCGCAGAGACGCGCACGCACAUCGCCGCCGCGCGCAAGAUCUCGCGCGCAGUGCAGACCUACUGGGAGGAGCGCUUGGGCACCGGUCAGCGGCAGCUGCGAGCCGAGGAGCGCCGUCUGCGCGCGCUGGCCAAGUGGACGAUCCGCGAGGUGCUCGGGCAGUGGAAGCUCGCGCAGGCGGUCGUGCGCGCGCGCAAAGAGCAGGAGGAGAAGGAGAGCGCCGACAAGGCGAAGCGCGCGCAGCUGAAGUCGAUCAUUGAGGAGAGCGCACUGCGGCUGGGCAAGCAGCAGGACGCGCUGGAGCAGGCCCUGAGCGAGGAGGACGAGGAUGGCAGUCCUAGCGAGGAGGAGGACAGCAGCUCCGCCGACGAGUCUUCCGACGAGCAGCAGCUCGACACUGCGAGCGAAGGCGAGCUCGAGCCCGAGACGGCCACCCUCGUUCGCCGCGUCUCGAGCGGCACGCACAGCGACGACGAGAGCAUCGUCUCUGGCCCCUCGCGCAGCCAGAGCCAUCGCUCCAGCCGCGAGCCUGAAGACGCAGAUCUGUCACAAAGCAGCGCUGUCUCAAACGGCCACGUGCACGAGGAUGCGCCAGUCUCGGCGCCGCAGACCAAUGGCCAUCACGCCUCACCCGAGGCACCGGAGCCGAUAGCCGCCGACGAGCCACCUGUCGUGACCAAACGGUCGCGCUCGCCGUCCCCCGUGCGCAAGCCGAAGCGUGCACGCGUCGAGGCGCCGCAGCAGCCGGAUCCUGACGCAGACGACGUCGAGUUCUCCAAGCCGCAGGACGCCGAUGCCGCUGAGGCGGAAGACGCCGAGCUUGAGCGCACGAUGUGGGACGAGGACGAGGAGGACGACAGCGAGGAGGACGGCCUGGCGGCAGACGCCGAUCUGCCCAUCGAGGAGCUCAUGCGCCGUUACGGCUACGGCGCGGCAGAGGAGAAGGAGGAGGUCACGCCGGACUUCGAGCCGCCCAACUCAGGCACCAGCGACGCUUCCGACGCCGACGACAGCUCGCCGCACCCGCUCAUCGUCGAGCUGGACGAAGACGGCCAGCCGAUGGCCUCUAGUCACGCCACGAGUCCAGAUGAGACUCCGCGCGAGCCGAGCGAGGACCAGGCGCAAGCCGAGGGCCAAGAAGUCGAGAAGCGCUCGCGCUCCGCGACUCGUGCGUCGUCGGCUGUCUCUGUCGCCGAGCAGGACGCCGUGCCAGAGAUCAAGAUCCGCCCGCCGUUCCUGCUGCGUGCCAACCUGCGCGCCUAUCAGCAGAUCGGCUUCGAGUGGCUCGCCGGUCUGUACGCAAACGAUGUGAAUGGCAUCCUCGCCGACGAGAUGGGCCUCGGCAAGACGAUCCAGACGAUCACGCUGCUGGCGCAUCUCGCGUGCGACAAGGGCAUCUGGGGCCCGCAUCUCGUCGUGGCGCCGACGAGCGUCAUGCUCAACUGGGAGGUCGAGUUCAAGAAGUUCCUGCCGAGUUUCAAGAUCCUCUCGUACUACGGCUCGCAGAAGGAGCGCAAGGAGAAGCGCCGCGGCUGGAACACCGAGGGCAGCUUCAACGUCUGCAUCACGUCGUACCAGCUCGUGCUCGCCGACCAGCACAUCUUCCGGCGCAAGCCGUGGGUCUACCUCGUGCUCGACGAGGCGCACCACAUCAAGAACUUCCGCUCGCAGCGCUGGCAGACGCUGCUCGGCUUCAACACGCAGCGCCGGCUGCUGCUGACCGGCACGCCGCUGCAGAACAACCUCAUGGACCUGUGGUCGCUGAUGCACUUCCUGAUGCCGAACGGCAUGGCCGGCGAGGGCGAGGGCGCGGGCUUCGCGAGCAUGAAGGACUUUCAGGCCUGGUUCUCGAACCCGCUCGACCGCGCCGUCGAGAGCGGCGAGCGCAUGGACGCCGAGACGCGCGACAUGGUCUCGAAGCUGCACACGCUGCUGCGGCCGUACCUGCUGCGGCGCCUCAAGAAGGACGUCGAGAAGGAGCUUCCGAGCAAGGUGGAGCAUGUCGUCUACUGCCGCCUCUCGAAGCGCCAGCGCUUCCUUUACAACGACUUCAUGUCGCGCACCAAGACGCGCGAGAGCCUGGCGAGCGGCAACUACCUCAGCGUCAUCAACGUGCUCAUGCAGCUGCGCAAGGUGUGCAACCACCCGGAUCUAUUCGAGGUGCGGCCCAUCGUCACUAGCUUCGCUACCUCUCGCUCAGUCGUGGCCGACUUCGAGGUCAAGGACCUUCUCGUGCGGCGCGAGCUCCUCGCGCACAGCGACCGUGAGCGAGUCGACCUGUCGGUCUUGAACCUCGAUGUGUCCGGACGCGAGCGCUCGCUCUCAUCCAUCCUCACGCGCGACAUCGAGGAGCUCGACGCGUCGCCGAUGCUGCCGCACGUCGAUGAGCCGACGCCAGCGCGCGAGCCGCUCGACACCUGGACCAUCGACGGGCUCAACCGCGGCCUCGAGCAGCACCGCCACGUCGAGCGCGUCGAGAAGUGGAAGCACAUCGCCUACGUCAACGCGCUGCGCUGCUCACGUCACGCUGUCUACGGCUCGGGCCUCAUCGACCUGGCCGAGCAGCUCGGCAACCAAAAGCGCCUGCUGCCGGCCGAGUGCACUGAGCACGACCGGCGUGCGUAUCUCACGCGCUGCGAUGCCGUCGGCGGGAUGGUGCAGUCGCUUGAGGCGCGCAGGACGGUCAUGCAGGACUACAUCGACCGCUUCGCCUUCGUCACGCCGCGAGCUGUGGCCGUGGACAUGCCGCGCUGGGCGCUGCCGGGCGUGUCGCGCGAGAGCCUGCCGCCCGCCGUCAUGGAGCCGGGCUUCGACACUCUGCACGCGCCCGCCGUCAAGCUGCACAUUGCCUUCCCCGACGCCUCGCUGCUGCAGUACGACUGCGGCAAGCUGCAGCAGCUCGACGUGCUCAUGCGCCAGUUCAAGGCCACUGGACAGCGCGUCCUGAUCUUCACGCAGAUGACCAAGGUGCUCGACAUCCUCGAGUCGUUCCUCAACUGGCGCGGCUACCGCUACUUCCGCCUCGACGGCACGACCAAGGUCGAGCAGCGCCAGGUGCUGACGGAGCGCUUCAAUCGCGAUCCUCGCAUCACAGCGUUCAUCCUGAGCACACGCUCAGGCGGUCUCGGCCUGAACCUGACGGGCGCGUCGAACGUCGUCUUCUUCGACCUCGACUGGUCGAAUGCGUCGAUGAGCCAGGCCAUCGACCGCGCGCACCGCAUCGGCCAGCAGCGCGAGGUGCACAUCUACAGUCUCGUAUCGGAGCACACCAUCGAGGAGAACAUGCUGCGCCGCGUGCGCCAGAAGCGCCAGCUCGACGACCUCGUCGUGCAGGAGGGCGACUUCACGACGGACCAUCUGGCGCGUGUGCAGUGGCGCGACCUGCUGGAUGAGGGCGGGACUACGCUUGCCGGAGUGCGUGUCGGUGCGGCUGAGGACGAGGAGGCCAGCGGCACGGCCAGUGGUCCGCGCGACGUCGAGAGCGCGCUGCUCGCCGUCGAGGACGAGGACGACGCCAACGCGGCGCGAGUGGUGCAGGAGGAGACCAGCCUCACGGCCGACUUUGCCGAGGAGGAGCCUCAACCCGCGCGCGAGCCCUCCGCGCCAGCAGAGCCUGCACCGCCUGCUGCGGACGCGUCAGAGGUGCUCGAGGAGGCAGAAGAGGAGGGCGGGUCUGUCGACGACUACAUUCUCAAAAUGGUGGAAGACGAGUGGGAGACGCACUUCAAAUGGGUCCGCUUUGCGUAG